Messenger RNA from Mytilus californianus (California mussel), 1426 nucleotides. RefSeq lists its product as uncharacterized. NCBI's taxonomy places the organism in Eukaryota, Metazoa, Mollusca, Bivalvia, Mytilida, Mytilidae. Bases 71 to 1078 code for a protein of 335 amino acids. The record is from RefSeq and is a predicted model, not a curated record. The transcript has a single exon.
GCAUCACAGUGGAUAACAAGAUCAAGUAACGCAUGGCCAAAUUAUAACGUCAAACAAAGUAUUAUAAAACAUGGAGUACUUUUUGUACCAAUCGGAGUUAAGGGAUCGCCAAAAAGAGGAUAUAGAAUGGCGAAUUUCUUUUUCUGUUGGUGAAAAAUUUCUAAUUAAUACUUUUACACAUACUCAGUUAAUAUGUUAUGCCCUACUGAAAAUUCUUUUGAAAGAUGUAAUAGCCACCUACAACGAAUGUGACAAUUUGCUAUGUUCAUAUUUUUUGAAAACAGUUAUUUUCUGGAUAUCAGAAGAAUUACUACAAUCAAUAUGGAAACCAGGAAAUCUUAUCCAUUGUUUCAUCCGAUGUUUAAGCAGACUGAUUUAUACUGUUGACUAUUCAGUUUGUUUACAUGACUUCAUUCCAGAGAACAACAUGUUUGAGAACAAAAUAGAAGGACGUGCUCGUGGAAUACUUUUACAGAAGUUUUAUACACUGCAUAGUUACGGAUGGCGAUGCAUGCUAUUUUCAGAUCAAUUAUCUAACUUUCAUGUAUCAAUGUGGAUGGUUGACAUUGCACCACUGGUAUUGCAUUCUGACAUAGUUGAAAAAAUACUGAACUCAAGAUUAUUAAAUGCUAUGCUAUUUAUUCCUGGAGCUAAUAUAUACAAACCAGUAAUACAUCAGAUAGUUUCCUGUGAUCAAUCUUCGAACAAAUACUUGCAUAUAUUCCAUAUGUCAUUGUUGUGUGCACAAUAUGCGCAAUCUUUACCACUGAACAGUAACAGUGUUAAUAAUAAAUAUCAAUACCUAGAGUACAACUCCUGUCGUUGUACUCUGCUACAGAAUAUAUAUCAUGACGCUGUAUCCGGAUGGGUGAUGUUAGCUUCGUUUUUCUGUAAGACAAAACAAAACGGUAAAGAUUUAUACGUCAUCAUGUAUUCUAUUUCGAAAUUUACUCCUGAAAAAUUAUACUGGUUAAUGGGUAUGUCAGACAAUAAUUACCGAUCGCUCGAAAUAAAAUCAUUCAAGAAAAGUAUUGUUCAAUUACUGAAAAUAAUGGUUGUAGAUGACAUCAUAUUUUAAAGUAACUCUGAGUUAUUACCAGAUGAACUACUAAUGAAAUUCAGAAUUGGAAAAUAGACAUCAUUCUUAACCGUCUUUACCGUAUGCUUUUUUUCUUAUUUUCUUUGCCAUUAUCAUCUAAAAGACAUCAGACAAUGUCAAGAUUGCCUUCUUUAUUUACAAUUGGCAAUAAAAGGAAAUUUAUUUCACGAAAAAAAAUACGACAAAAGCUAAAGCCUACAAUUUUCUUGGUAUAGCUUCACAGAUGUUAGGCGACAAUAAAUCUGCCCGACAUUUAUUCAUGCAAUCAGUAGAAAUACUUCCGGAUCACCUUUAUAACACUUCUGCAAAGCGCCUUUCAUUAUUGAG